AGCCUUGCCCCUGCCCCCGGCCCUACUUACCUUCCUUCUCCUUGUCUUCCCCCCUUCCUGCCGGCACGGCCGCCCUCGGGGCUGGAAAGGGCUGCUCUCGGACCCGCGAGAGGAGUAAGGGAGGCUGGAACUUCACAACUGCACACUUGUGACAGUGAGCGAGCGGGAAGCGGAGACAGGGGAAGGGACGGAGAGGAGAGAGGAGAAGUGAGGCGACAAAGAGAGAGAGAGAGAGAGACCCCUGCAGAUCCUGAGCCAGAGGGCGGGUGGACGGAGGGGUGGGAGUCGCCCAAGCGGUCCCUCCGGGAGCGGCGGCAGGUCCGGGGCCGCCCCCGCUGCCCGCCCGGAGCCAGCCGUACACGAUCCGCCCGGCAGCUGCGCCCUCGCCGCCGCCGCCAGGGCCGAGCAGACCCAGGGCGCCCGGACGCCGUCUCCGCUCGUCUCCUCCCCGCGGCUGGGAGCGGCUCCGGAGCUGCGAGACUGGACGGGGCUCGGGGGUCGGGACGCGCAGCCCCGGAGGAGGCGGACGCACGCUCCCGCGAGCCGGAGGGUGAGCAGGCACCCCGGCCGCCCCUGCCUUCUUUCCGCCGGAGUUGAAUCUGUGCUGCCCGUGUCCAGGUGCUGAGCUUCCGGACGGACGCGGACCCCUCUCCCCGCCCGCGGCCGCCUUGUCAUGCUGCCUAAAGUGGAGACGGAAGCCCUGGGACUGGCUCGGUCGCAUGGGGAACAGGGGCAGAUGCCGGAAAACAUGCAAGUGUCUCAGUUUAAAAUGGUGAAUUACUCCUAUGAUGAAGACCUUGAAGAGCUCUGUCCGGUGUGUGGAGAUAAAGUGUCUGGGUACCAUUACGGGCUCCUCACCUGUGAAAGCUGCAAGGGGUUUUUUAAGCGAACAGUCCAAAAUAAUAAAAGGUACACAUGUAUAGAAAACCAGAACUGCCAAAUUGACAAAACACAGAGAAAGCGUUGUCCCUACUGUCGAUUUCAAAAAUGUCUAAGUGUUGGAAUGAAGCUAGAAGCGGUAAGAGCCGACCGAAUGCGCGGAGGAAGGAAUAAGUUUGGGCCAAUGUACAAGAGGGACAGGGCCCUGAAGCAACAGAAGAAAGCCCUCAUCCGAGCCAAUGGACUGAAGCUAGAAGCCAUGUCUCAGGUGAUCCAAGCAAUGCCCUCUGAGCUGACCAUCUCCUCUGCCAUUCAGAACAUCCACUCUGCCUCCAAAGGCCUACCUCUGAACCACGCUGCCUUGCCUCCUACGGACUACGACAGAAGUCCCUUUGUAACGUCCCCCAUUAGCAUGACAAUGCCACCUCAUGGCAGCCUGCAAGGUUACCAAACCUACAGCCACUUUCCUAGCCGAGCCAUCAAGUCCGAGUACCCAGACCCCUACACCAGCUCGCCAGAGUCCAUAAUGGGCUAUUCCUACAUGGAUAGUUACCAGACCAGCUCACCGGCAAGCAUCCCACAUCUGAUACUGGAACUUUUGAAGUGUGAGCCAGAUGAGCCUCAAGUCCAGGCCAAAAUCAUGGCCUAUUUGCAGCAAGAGCAGGCUAACCGCAGCAAGCACGAAAAGCUGAGCACGUUUGGGCUGAUGUGCAAAAUGGCCGAUCAGACCCUCUUCUCCAUCGUCGAGUGGGCCAGGAGUAGUAUCUUCUUCCGAGAGCUCAAGGUUGAUGACCAAAUGAAGCUGCUUCAGAACUGCUGGAGUGAGCUCUUAAUUCUCGACCACAUUUACCGACAAGUGGUACAUGGAAAGGAAGGAUCCAUCUUCCUGGUUACUGGGCAACAAGUGGACUAUUCCAUAAUAGCCUCACAGGCUGGGGCCACCCUCAACAGUCUCAUGAGUCAUGCACAGGAGUUAGUGGCAAAGCUUCGUUCUCUACAGUUUGAUCAACGAGAGUUUGUGUGUCUGAAAUUCUUGGUGCUCUUUAGUUUAGAUGUCAAAAACCUUGAGAACUUCCAGCUGGUAGAAGGUGUCCAGGAGCAAGUCAAUGCCGCCCUGCUGGACUACACCAUGUGCAACUACCCUCAGCAGACAGAGAAGUUUGGGCAGCUGCUGCUUCGACUACCGGAAAUCCGAGCCAUCAGCACGCAGGCUGAGGAGUACCUCUACUACAAGCACCUGAACGGGGAUGUGCCCUAUAACAACCUCCUCAUUGAAAUGCUGCAUGCCAAAAGAGCUUAAGUAACAACGCCUAGGAGCUCUGCUUUCAAAACAAAAAGAGAUUGGCAGGGCUGGGUGGGAGAAGAACAGGAAGAAAGAAAAAAAAAAUACUCUGAACUGCUCCAAGCAACGCUAAUUAAAAACUUGGUUUAAAGAUAUUGAAUUUAAAAAGGCAUAAUAAUCAAAUACUUAAUAGCAAAUAAAUGAUGUAUCAGGGUAUUUGUAUUGCAAACUGUGAAUCAAAGGCUUCACAUCCCCAAAGGAGUCCAUAUAAAAGACACUAACGGAGUGGACUAAACUCACAGACGGAUACCAACGCCAUGUCAGAAUAAAAAUGGACAGAACAGUUCUUGUAUAUUUAAACUGAUCUCCGCUGUGAACAACUUUAGGAACUGAUCUGUGUUAUUAAUUAGGCUUUUACAGCGGGGGAUUUGAGCUUACAAAAUUCCUCCAUGGUAAAGCUGAACUGAUUCUCAAGAUUCCAUCAGCUGCACCUGUAAUAGCCCGUCCCUCUUCCUUCCGAGGACCCAGCACCUUCUGUCCUGUGAUCACGGAAUCUGUGCUAAGGACUUGUGCUCAGCCACACCCACUAGUAGCUCCAUCAAAUCAUGAAAAGCCUAAUUUUGAAUGUCUGUCUUAGACCUGCAAACAGCUAAUAAGAACAGUCUAUUAAUAUGUUAGCUUGCCAUGUUAAAUAUGUUCUGGUUUGUUUUGUCGUGUGUUCAUAAUGUUAAAAAAGCAGGUAGUAUCCCUCUUCUGAUCUUCUAGAAGCAUUAAUUACUAUUAAGGGAAAUGACUACAAACUUUUAAAGCAAAUGUGCCAUAGCUAAAGCAAGCUAGACCUUAUUUCUGCUACUGUUACUGAAAUGUGGCUUUGGCAUUGCUGGAUUUCAUAAAAAUUUCUGGCCGAAAGACUUGUUAGAAUCCAUCAGUCUUUCAAACCAUCGAAGUUUGUAGUUCAUUUAAAAAUAAAACAUAAACCAUAUUUUGCUGGGAUGUCAAAUAGUCAUGGUUCUAAGUAGUUUAAAACAAAACCGAAGCAUGUUAAGCUAUGCAAGAAGACAAGAAAGGAUGAGCAGAUAAAUUGGUUGACUCAAGGUUUGUUCUUGUUACAAUUGAACAUCCCCUAAAUGUAGAAUGGAAACAGUGAUUUUUACAUGUGGCCUGGAAAGAUAUUAAAGUAAUUCAAAUCUUCCCCAAAAGGGAAAGAGAGUGAUAUUGACCUUUCUAAGUCAUAGACCAAAGUCUGCUAUAGAACAAAUAUUGGAGGACAGAGAAUUGCAAACAAGCUCUCCAGACAACAGUAUCAGUAUUAUUAACACGCAGUGCCACAGGUAUGGAGGUCUUGCCUUAUUUCACAAUCAUAAAAGGCAGCUGUGCAGAUGUGGAUCAACAUUUGUUUAAAAUAAAGUAUUAAUAAAGUCCAAUAAAACAUAGUGUUUACAUUCUUUAGGUCCUGUGGGGGGAGGGAGGACUGUGAUAUUACAAAAUAGCAAAAGCAGUAAUUUCCUUAAUGUUAUUUUUCUGAUCGGUAAUUAUUUUUAACAGUCCUUAAUUAUUGUAUGUCGUGAGACACUAAAAUCAAAAACAGGAAUCUCAUUUAGACUUUAAUUUUUUCAAGAUUAUUGGUGGCACAAUCACUUUGUAGAAAUUGUAAAGAUAGAAGUAUCUCCUGGUCCCUUAAUUUUUUCACAAAUGUUUCUGGCUUUUGAAUAGUUUAUUUAUAUUGUAUAUCAUAGUUUCAACUGUAGACAAUUAUGAUGCUAAUUUAUUGUUCCUUGGUUUCACCUUUGUAUAAGAUAUCGCCAAGAUGGAAGAAACCAAAUAUAUGUGUUUAUUGUAGCAUGUCUUCAAGUUAGUGGAACAUAGUUCAGGGGCAGAGAAGGGUCUUAAUGAAUUAAAAUCAUUCACUUGAUUAAAUGUCUGUAAAUCUUCAUAAUUCUUACUGUAGUUUAUUUAAUAUCUAUUGUAAAUUAUGUGACUCUGUUUUCAAGUGAAUUUAACAGUGGAGUCCUACCUGGUUUUCCUUUCCCAGCAUUGUAAGUUGUAUACCAAAGAUAUUAGUUAUUACUUCUGUGUGUACAAAGAGAAUUCUUUUAUUAUUUUUAUUAAUCGCCUCUCAUACUCGUCCACAUGAAGGGUACACAUUAGCUAGGCUGAGCUCCCACAGCUCCUCAUGCAGAGUCUCAGUCACCUGUGUCAUCGUCAUGGCUCAAAGGACAAUGAAACAUUUCUGCUCAGAGUCCAUAUCCAAAGCAUGGAAUCAACUGGCAGCCUCCUCGCUCUCCCCAGUUAGAAACCAAGUUGGCUAGAAGACACGUGGAGAGAAGUGGUGUCAACAGUUAAAGAAAUGGUUCCAUCAUAUCUGUGGAACAUGGGUGGAAGCGAUUAUGAGAUCUGGGGGAUCUCAUAAUUGAAGGGUCUUUAACAUUGCAAAAACAAAAAUCCCCAAAUACAUUGAUUCUGAAAGUCCGUGUUUUUUUAUUUUAAAUAUACAGUACUCCCCACUAAAUAUUAAACUUAAAAAAACGUCAGAUAUUGGUACGUUGUUAAGCUAGUAAAUUACACCAUGAGAACAGUUAGAAAGGUGGGCGACACGGAGAGUUACACCCACACUGCCGGGGACAUCCGGGAUGGAACCUCAUGAGCAAGAACACCCCACAGCCAGCGCCGGCGACCCACCCAACGCUGGCCGAUGAAACUUCCCUCGUGUUCAUUAUUAACCAAUUUGUAACCAGACAUUUACUUAGCAACUGCCUUAUCAAUUACAGGAUUUAUUAGUAAAAGCAGACUCAACUGGAAAGGUUUUUGGCUUAGCCUGGUUUAUUAGCGUUGGUCUGUGUUUGUAAACAGACAAUUUGCAAUGUGUGCAUAUUUGUAUCACAGAUCUUCUGCAGCUACCGUGGAUCUGAAUCCAUGCAAUGUUUAAAGUGUGAAGUCGGUUACUCGUUGACGUCUCCUUCCUGUGUCAUUGAAAUACAUAAUGUCAUGUCGGUUCUUGCCAGGAAUUUCUCAACAAAAUGGAAUUUUUUUUCAGUAUUUCAAUAAAUAUUGAUAUGCCCAGCCUGAUAAUUUUUAAAA
This is a messenger RNA of Diceros bicornis minor, 5239 nucleotides long. RefSeq names its product nuclear receptor subfamily 5 group A member 2 (gene NR5A2). Gene Ontology annotation, biological process: hormone-mediated signaling pathway; regulation of transcription by RNA polymerase II; tissue development. Lineage: Eukaryota; Metazoa; Chordata; Mammalia; Perissodactyla; Rhinocerotidae. The transcript is spliced from 7 exons. The coding region runs from base 674 to 2179 and encodes 501 amino acids. The record is from RefSeq and is a predicted model, not a curated record. Gene Ontology annotation, cellular component: RNA polymerase II transcription regulator complex. Gene Ontology annotation, molecular function: nuclear receptor activity; RNA polymerase II cis-regulatory region sequence-specific DNA binding; zinc ion binding.